This is a messenger RNA of Acanthosepion pharaonis, 1743 nucleotides long. The record is from the annotation of a GenBank genome assembly. NCBI's taxonomy places the organism in Eukaryota, Metazoa, Mollusca, Cephalopoda, Sepiida, Sepiidae.
AUGAAAAGGAAAAAUAUCCUCUCUCUCUCUCUCUCUCUCUCUCUCUUUUAUAACGUCCAUUCCUUCUCUCUCUUCUUUCUCCCUUCCUACCCUUCAAUACAUUUCCUCCCUUAUUAUCUCAGGAAACCUUUCUAUCAGACGAUCUUUUUUUUAAAGGAAAAGGAAAAAAGUCAAUUCUCUUUCUAUUUACAUGAAAAGGAAAAAAUAUCCAAAAGACUCUCUCUCUCUCUCUCUCUCUCUCUUUUCAUAACGUCCAUUCCUUCUCUCUCUUCUUUCUCCUUCCUACCCUUCAAUACAUUCCCUCCUUAUUAUCUCCUUGAAACCUUUCUAUCGGAAAAAAUCCAGAAAGAAAGAAAGAAAAGAAAAAGACUCUCUUUCAGAAACUCUUUUCUAUCCACCCUUCCUUCUCUCUCUCUCUUUUCUCCCUCCAUUCCUUCUCCCUUUCAAAAAUUUCCUCUCAUUAAACCUUUCUAUCGGACGAUCUUUUUCUCUCUCUCAGAAAAAUAUCCACCCUCUCUCUCUCUCUCUCUCUCUCUCUCUUUCAUAACGUCCAUUCCUUCUCUCUUCUUUCUCCUUCCUACCCUUCAAUACAUUCCCUCCUUAUUAUCUCAUGAAACCUUUCUAUCGGACGAAAGCUCUCAGUCAGAUUCUCUUUCUAUUUACAUGAAAAGGAAAAUAAAAAAAAAAGAAAGAAAGACAGAAAGAAAAUCCAUUUCCUUCUCUCUUCUUUCUCCUUCCCUUUCUUUCCUACCCAUGAUUUCUAUCGGACGUCUCUCUUCUUCUUUCUAUUUACAUGAAAAAUAUCCUUUCUCUCUCUCUCUCUCUCUCUCUCUCUUUCAUAACAUUCUCUUUCUAUUUAAAAAGAAAAUAUCCACCCUCUCUCUCUCUCUCUCUCUCUUUCUCUUUCAACGUCCAUUCCUUCUCUCUCUUCUUUCUCCUUCCUACCCUUCAAUACAUUCCCUCCCUUAUUAUCUCCUUGAAACCUUUCUAUCGGUCGAUCUUUUUAGCUCUCAGUCAGAUUCUCUUUCUAUUUACAUAAAACAAAAUAAAAAUAUCCACCCUCUCUCUCUCUCUCUCUCUCUCUCUUUCCUCCUUAACGUCCAUUCCUUCUCUCUCUUCUUUCUCCUUCCUACCCUUCAAUACAUUUCCUCCCCUUAUUAUCUCAUGAAACCUUUCUAUCGGACGAUCUUUUUUAGCUCUCAAUUCUCUUUCUAUUUACAUGAAAAAAGGAAAAUAUCCACCCUCUCUCUCUCUCUCUCUCUCUCUCUCUCUCUCUUUCCAUUCCUUCUUCUCUCUUUCUUUCUCCCUUCCUACCCUUCAAUACAUUUCCCUCCCUUAUUAUCUCAUGAAACCUUUCUAUCGGUCGAUCUUUUUAGCUCUCAGUCAGAUUCUCUUUCUAUUUACAUGAAAAGGAAAAAUAUCCACUCUCUCUCUCUCUCUCUCUCUCUCUCUCUCUUCAUAACGUCCAUUCCUUCUCUCUUCUUUCUCCUUCCUACCCUUCAAUACAUUCCCUCCUUAUUAUCUCAUGAAACCUUUCUAUCGGACGAUCUUUUUUUAGCUCUCAAUUCUCUUUCUAUUUUUAUGAAAAAGGAGAAAAUAUCCACCCUCUCUCUCUCUCUCUCUCUCUCUCUCUUUUCGAAACGUCCAUUCCUUCUCUCUCUUCUUUCUCCCUUCCCUUCUACCCUUCAAUACAUUCCCUCCUUAUUAUCUCAUGAAACCUUUCUAUCGGACGAUCUUUUUUAG